UCGGCCACUCAUGACUCACCCACCCAACCAAACACCCAACUCCCAGUUCCCACCAACCUCUCUUAUUUUUUCUCGCUCUCUCUCUCUCUCCACCAAUUAGCAAAAGCCUGAAAAUUCUCGGAUUUUCUCGCACUCUUUCUCGCCAGUAAAACAAACGUAGAAAAAUCAUGGCUCGGAAGAAGAUCAGAGAGUACGAUUCCAAGAGGCUCCUCAAGGAACACCUCAAGCGCCUCGCCAACAUCGAUCUCCAGAUCUGCUCCGCCCAGGUGACGGAAGCGACGGACUUCGCCGAGCUGACGAAUCAGCAGCCAUGGCUUUCGUCCACCAGGCUGGUUGUGAAGCCGGACAUGUUGUUCGGGAAGCGUGGGAUGAGCGGUCUGGUGGCUUUGAAUUUGGAUCUUGCUCAAGUUGCCGACUUUGUCAAGGCACGCCUAGGAAAAGAGGUUGAGAUGGGUGGUUGCAAGGCACCAAUAACGACUUUCAUUGUUGAACCGUUUGUUCCUCAUGAUCAAGAGUAUUACCUUUCAAUAGUUUCUGAAAGGCUUGGUUCGACUAUUAGCUUUUCGGAAUGUGGGGGUAUUGAGAUUGAAGAGAACUGGGAUAAGGUUAAGACUAUAUUCCUUCCCACUGAGAAACCAAUGACGGCGGAGGCAUGCGCUCCAUUGAUAGCUACUCUUCCGUUGGAGGUGCGAGGAAAAAUUGGAGACUUCAUAAUAGGAGUCUUUAAUGUAUUUCAAGAUCUGGACUUCAGUUUUCUGGAAAUGAAUCCAUUUACGCUGGUUAAUGGAGAGCCGUAUCCACUGGAUAUGAGGGGAGAAUUGGAUGACACCGCUGCUUUUAAGAACUUUAAAAAGUGGGGCAACGUAGAGUUUCCACUUCCUUUUGGAAGAGUUUUGAGCCCUACAGAAAGCUUUAUUCAUACGUUGGAUGAAAAAACAAGUGCAUCAUUGAAGUUUACUGUUUUGAACCCGAAAGGACGCAUCUGGACUAUGGUUGCUGGAGGAGGCGCAAGUGUCAUAUAUGCUGACACUGUUGGUGAUUUGGGCUAUGCAUCUGAGCUUGGUAACUAUGCAGAGUAUAGUGGAGCUCCAAACGAAGAAGAGGUGUUGCAAUAUGCUCGAGUUGUUAUUGAUUGUGCAACUGCAAAUCCUGAUGGUCGUAAGAGAGCCCUUUUGAUUGGAGGGGGCAUUGCUAACUUCACCGAUGUUGCUGCCACUUUUAAUGGGAUUAUUCGAGCUCUAAGGGAAAAAGAGUCCAAGCUAAAGGCAGCGAGAAUGCACAUAUAUGUUCGACGAGGUGGUCCUAAUUAUCAGACUGGCUUGGCGAAGAUGCGUGCUUUGGGGGAAGAACUCGGAAUAUCCCUUGAGGUUUACGGGCCAGAGGCCACAAUGACGGGCAUCUGCAAGCAGGCAAUUGAUUGCAUCAUGUCCCAAGCCUAAAGUUAUAAAUUGUUUUCUGACUUUGUCAAUGUGUGCCAAGAAAAUAAUGUAUACAUUCGAUAUUGACUAAAAACAACUUGCCUGAGGUUUCCUUGAGCACAUUCGAUGAAGUUAAUUGUUUUUGCAA
Molecule: messenger RNA, 1566 nt
Organism: Morus notabilis
Lineage: Eukaryota; Viridiplantae; Streptophyta; Magnoliopsida; Rosales; Moraceae
Product: ATP-citrate synthase alpha chain protein 2
Exons: 12
Coding region: 168-1439 (423 amino acids)
Biological process (GO): succinyl-CoA metabolic process; tricarboxylic acid cycle
Cellular component (GO): succinate-CoA ligase complex; cytosol
Molecular function (GO): succinate-CoA ligase (ADP-forming) activity
Source: RefSeq, a predicted model, not a curated record